Messenger RNA from Priapulus caudatus, 2425 nucleotides. RefSeq names its product zinc finger protein 341-like. The transcript is spliced from 9 exons. Bases 20 to 2425 code for a protein of 801 amino acids. The record is from RefSeq and is a predicted model, not a curated record. NCBI's taxonomy places the organism in Eukaryota, Metazoa, Priapulida, Priapulimorpha, Priapulimorphida, Priapulidae.
CAAUAAGUGAGCAGCCAAUAUGGCGCAAGCUUUAUUUGAAGCUCUUACAGGUGGGGUGUCGAUGGACACGCAGACAGCUUUGGCUGUUCACUCCCUCCUUGAGUACCAGGGUGGCGCUCCAGGAGGGGCCCCCGAAGCUGUGCUCGUGGAAGAAGAGGACGUGUUCCAGUGCGGCAAGUGCAAGAAGCAGUUCACCUCUCUGACCGUAUUCAUGGCCCACAAGAGGGAGCACUGCAACCAGGUGGCACCACGGUCCAUGCUGCCGGCGACGAGUGUGACGACGGCGAGCGCGUUUGCUAUGACUCAGCUGCCGCAGCAGCAGCAGCAGCAGCCGGUGGCGAGCCGUGCCGCGGUGGCGCCACCGCUCGUGUCGCCGACGUCGUCGUCCUUGUCACUCUACAACGCGUUGCCGACGUCGCCGCUCGCGCAGAUCGCGCAGAGCAUGGUCAUCGGCACCGAGGAGCUGGUCACGUUCGCGACGAUCGACCAGACCGGUGGUGCCGGCGCGCCGCUGCAAAAUGGCGUUGGCCUGCAGGCGAUGACCAACCAGAAUCCGUUCAUGCCGCAGACGAGCCCCGUCGCACGCACCCUCGCGACGGCGAGCUCCGUCGUCGCGCCGCCGUCGUCCGCCGUCUACACGAGCACGUUCCCGCUCUCGCAGCCGCAGGCACAGACGAUCCUCAGCAUCGGCACGCCUAUACGGCCGAGUCCGAGCAAGGGCGCGCGGCGAGACGGGCAGGCAGGCGGCGGCGGCGUGCUCAUGAAUCUCGAUGCGACGAAGGGGCGCCGGCGCGGCAUGGACGCCGACAGUGCGAGCAACCACAAGGCAAUGAAGCUGCGCUGCACGUACUGCGAAAAGCUCUUCUCCAAAAACUUUGAUCUGCAGCAACACAUCCGAAGCCACACGGGAGAGAAGCCAUUCCAGUGCAUCGUGUGCGGUCGCGCAUUCGCACAAAAGUCUAACGUCAAGAAGCACAUGCAGUCUCACAAGGUAUGGCCGUCAGGAAUGGGGCGCACUCUGCCAAUGGCACCGUUGGUUCUCAUGAGUAAGGAGGACUCUAAGGAGAUGGAAGAGCAGACAGAGGGGCCUCUGCACGGACAUACAGAGGAGAUCCAGAUAUCAUCACUUGCUGAGGGUCAGGAAGAGAUGCAGCAGAACUGCAAGGAAGACCGCACUCAGAACAUGGAUCCAAACUGCGUUGUAGUCGAUGCUUCGUACUUGUGCCAGUACUGCAAUCAGUCGUUCGAAAACUACUUUCACCUGAAAACUCAUAUGGUCUCUCAUAAAAGUGAACAGGUGUACAAGUGCGUGCUGAAGACGUGCUCGGAGACGUUUCACGAGAUGGACCAGUUUCUCGACCACGUGAAGAUGCACGAGGACGAGCUCUCAUACCGGUGUCACAUGUGCAGCAAAAGCUUCAGCACACUCUACGACCUCGGUGUACACCAGUACUCACACAGUCUGUAUCCCAACCAGCAGGCCAAGCUGUGCGGGCCCAGGUACUACCGGUGUAACAAGUGCAUGAAUAAGUAUGCAACACCAGAAGCCCUCGAGCAUCAUAUGAACACUGUUAACCAUACAUAUCCCUGCCCGCAAUGUGGGAAGGUGUUUCCAUGUGAACGCUAUCUGAGACGGCACCUGCCUUUACAUGGGACUCUGCCAAAAUUUCUAUGUCAGGUCUGCAACAAGGGCUUCAAGACGGACACGUACCUGAAGAUGCACGCGCUCAUCCACACGAACGAGCGGCCAUUCGCGUGCGACCAGUGCCCGGCCGCGUUCAACCGCAAGGACAAGCUGAAGCGGCACAAGCUGAUCCACCUGCCGCAGAAGCGCUUCAAGUGCCCGUUCCGCUCGCACGUCGGCUGCAAGAAGGAGUUCAGCCGCGCCGACAAGCUGAAGGCGCACAUCAUCACGCACAGCGGCAUCAAGCCGUUCAAGUGCGCCGACUGCGGCAAGAUGUUCAGCCGCAAGAUGUACCUGAAGGAGCACGAGCGCACACACCAGGAGGCGCCGCCGUGGCGCUGCGACAGCUGCGAGCGUGGCUUCUUCCGGCACCGGCAGCUGCAGCUGCACAAGUGCCGCGCCGCGCGCGAGGAGAAGGACGCGCCGAUGCGGACGCGCGUUCGCGCGAAGCUCGGUCGCCCGAAGAAGCGCGCGUACGCGUUCGGCGUCGCAAAAGCCGCGGGCGGCGAGCCGCGGCCACGCGGACGACCGCGCAAGCACCCCCUGCCGGCGAAGAGCGGCGGUGGCGACGAGUACGCGCCGCUGACGACGGAGACGACGGAGACGAAGGACGGGAGGGGGACGCACGAGAUUGCGGACGUUGUGUUCACCGAGCAGCAGCUCGAGCAGGCAGGCAUCGACCCGUACGCGGUGCCGGACGGUGGCGCCAUCUCCCUGCAGCCCGUCUCGCUGUCGUCGUGA